AUGGCAGCUUUCAACCUCACCCCCUCUGGCUCUUCAACAUUCAUUCUAACAGGCAUUAUUGGCCUGGAAACUGCCCACAUUUGGAUUUCCAUCCCAUUCUUUGUGUGCUACAUUAUUGGACUAAUGGGAAAUGUCAUGCUUCUGUUAGUUGUAGGCAAAGAGGAGACCUUGCACAAGCCGAUGUACCUGCUGCUCUGUAUGCUGGCACUCACCGACAUCGUCACUUCCUCGUCCAUCGUACCGAGGGCCCUGUGUAUAUUUUGGUUCAAUUUGAAAGGCAUUUCUGUGGAUGGCUGCCUCACCCAGAUGUUCUUUCUUCAUGCCGUGUCUGUGAUGCAGUCAGCCAUUCUUGUGACAAUGGCCUUUGAUCGCUACGUUGCCAUAUGUAUCCCUCUGAGAUACACCACCAUCCUCAGCAACUCCCGAAUAGCUAAGCUAGGGAUUGUAGGUUUGGUAAGAGCGAUUCUCUUCAUUCUGCCCCUACCCCUGCUCCUGAACAGGCUGCCGUUCUGUGACAACCACAUUAUCCCCCACAUAUAUUGCGACCACAUGGCUGUGGCGAAGCUGUCCUGUGGGGACAUCACAUUCAACAAGACGUACGGCUUGGUGAUAGCAUUUGUAGUUAUUGGGUUAGAUCUGAUGCUCGUCGUCCUGUCCUACGGUCUGAUCAUCAGGGCCAUCCUCAGACUCUCCUCUAGAAAUGCCUACCAGAAAGCCGUCAACACCUGCACAACUCACUUGUGUGUGAUGCUGAUGUCCUGUGUUCUCUUGCUCUUCUCCUCAAUGACACAUCGGUUUGGUCAGAAUACAGCUCCGCACAUCCACAUCAUCCUGGCCACCCUCUACUUCCUUGUUCCCCCCAUGUUCAACCCAAUAAUUUAUGGGGUCAAAACCAAAGAGCUUCGUGACAAAGUGGGCAAAUACAUGUGUAGAGGGUGA
Pelodiscus sinensis (Chinese soft-shelled turtle) is the source of this 939-nucleotide messenger RNA. RefSeq names its product olfactory receptor 52N4-like. The record is from RefSeq and is a predicted model, not a curated record. Gene Ontology annotation, cellular component: plasma membrane. Lineage: Eukaryota; Metazoa; Chordata; Testudines; Trionychidae. Gene Ontology annotation, molecular function: G protein-coupled receptor activity; olfactory receptor activity. Gene Ontology annotation, biological process: G protein-coupled receptor signaling pathway.